Molecule: messenger RNA, 816 nt
Organism: Marasmius oreades (fairy-ring Marasmius)
Lineage: Eukaryota; Fungi; Basidiomycota; Agaricomycetes; Agaricales; Marasmiaceae
Exons: 5
Coding region: 1-816 (271 amino acids)
Biological process (GO): carbohydrate metabolic process
Molecular function (GO): hydrolase activity, hydrolyzing O-glycosyl compounds
Source: RefSeq, a predicted model, not a curated record
AUGCUCGUUUUUCUUUAUACAUCUUUCCUCUUGACAAUUCCUCUCUUCGCUCAAGAGACGUAUAAUUGUGUGCCAUUUCAGACUAAUUUCGACUCGCCUGAAACGGUAUCCAACAUCAACGAUGUUAAUCCGUUUUCGUCGCCAUUCAUCGCACUUUCACCUCCAGAGAGUUAUGCAACAUCGUCCGAUAGAGGCUUAACUCUCAGAUUACUACCGCCUGAUGGCGGAGCGAGAAGGAAUGGGUCUGUAAAUGACAAGCUUGGGAUCGGUGCAACGGUCAACUCCACAUUUAUCAUAGGGCGAGGAAGCAUAACUACUUUUGAGAUGGAAUCCGCCCAACAAGCUGGAUCCAUUGUUGCGGCUAUCUGGACUGAUUCGAACGACAACUUGAACGACGCAGUCCGCCGGGAUGAAAUCGACUGGGAGCUCAUAUCUGCCGACCAGGAAGCCUAUCAAACGAACUUUUACGCGCCAACUGAAAACGAUCCUUCGCCUCACUAUGGCAUUUUCGGCGAGAGGCAUCGUACCCAGAACGGAUCAACCAUAUCAGAAACUCACCAAUACUCCAUACUGCUUGCCGAAGACAGGAUCGAGUGGGCUGUUGAUGGGAUCAUUGUCAGGACACAUAGCAAGGAAAACUCUUACAUCGACGGUGCUUUGUGGUGGCCGCGCCAUAACUUUGUUGUGUCCUUGGGAAUCUGGGAUGGGAGUGGUGCAAAGGGUACAUCACACUGGGCCAAAGGCCCGAUUAUGUGGGAUGAGGUAGUCGAGCCUAUAGAAGUAUUCGUGAAGAUGGUCAAAGUCGAAUGCAUCUGA